UAAAUAACGAGAAUCCGUGGUGUUCUUGGAGCGCACGCCUCCGUCGUCUCAGUCCGAGCUACCGCCUUUCUGCCUCCCUUGGGCGAACCCUAGGCUUGUCGCCUCCUCUCAUCCGCCGCCUCCGCGACGAUGGCCGACGCAUACUGGAGGUACGGCGACGCGCGCCAGCAGGCGGUCGCAGCGGCCAUGGCUCCCCCAGCCGCCACCCUUAAGCGGCCGCGUCUGGACUACCACGAUGUACCUAGUGGUUCGGACAUGCUUGGUUAUUACGUGCUUGAGGAUGAAAGAACUGUGAAUCAUGCAAUCAGAGAUACUGAAUCACUUGGGGCUUCAUAUGAUCGCUACUUACGCGAUGGGAUUUCUUCUUAUCCUGCAGGACAGCCUGUUAGGCCUGUGGGUGGAGGAAUUAGUAGUCAACCUGUUGAUGACCGACGAAUGAUGACCAUUGGGGCCUUGGAUGGUCAGGGUGGCAGAAGGCCUGAACCUCUCCUUCCUCCAGAUGCCUCAAAUACACUAUUUGUGGAAGGCCUCCCUGCUGACUGUACACGCCGGGAAGUCUCUCACAUUUUCCGUCCUUUUGUAGGGUUUGAAGAGGUGAGACUUGUGAACAAGGAAUCCAGACAGCCCAGAGGCGAUCCAAUUAUCUUGUGCUUUGUUGAUUUCACUACUGCAGCACAAGCUGCAAUUGCACUGGAAGCUCUGCAAGGUACCCAAUGCGGUUUGAGACUUGAUGUGUAAACCCUGGAACUGGAUGUAAGAUCCUUGCUUUUGUUCUCCCUUGUUGAGGAUUCAGUGCUUAAUUCCAGUGUUUGCACAAACCAUAUUUAGUUACCUUCUAUCUCAUAUCCCAAAGAGGACAUAUUCCAUAAACUGAUUCCUUUUGAUAGGCGAAGUAUCAACAUAAACCCUAUCAAAAAUUAGCUAGGAUCAAUACAAACCAUAAUUUGUAAGAUUGAUCAGAUUGGAUCAAUGAGAUUAAACUUAAAUGAAAAAAUAAUUUAAAAUUGAAGUAUAAAAAUAUAGAAUUAGCACGAUAUCAUGAAAAAUAAUAUUACAUUUAAUGAUGAAAAAUUCUUAUACAUCUAAUGCACAACCUUUUAAGAAUAUAUGAAAUUAAAAUGUACUUAAAAGUAAAAGAGAAUCAUUAGAAAAUAGUUAUUAUAUAUUUAUUAUAAAAUCACUAAGAAAGAAAAUGUUUAUCCACAGCAAUGAAUUUCCAUGCAGGUGAAGUAUCAGAUACUGCAAAGGGACAAGAACAAAACUAACUGUACAGAAAUGACACAUCUUUUUUUUUUUAAGAGGUCCAAAGUGCUAGAUAAUAUAAAGUUAUCUAGAUAAUAUAAAGUUAAACAAAGAAAACUUUCUUCGAAGAAGAAGUUCAUGAAAUUAUAAGUGAAACUUGUGAAAUUUCCCUUCUUUGUUAUGACAUAACACUUUUCAUAAGAUGCUAUUGGGUUGCUUUUUUGUACUGAUUCCUCUCCCAGUGCACUUUCUCUUUUAUCUGCAAUGGAUCAUGAAUAUUGUAGUGUAACAAAUAGUUUACCGAGUUGAAGCAACAUCUGUUUGUCUCACUAUGAUAGUAGUAUGGUUCUGUUUUGCCUUUCUUCCACUUUGAUUUCUUUUCUUUCCACCCGUAUCUUCUUUUGAUGUAUGGCGCCUAGAGUUGGCCAAAAUUAGUUAGUGUUGGUUGAGUUUUGAUUGAUUUUAGUUGAUUAUGGCUUGAUGAGGUCCAUCAUCUGGACAUCACUAAUUUGGUCUUAGUGGCUUGUGAGAUAUUGUCCACUUUGGGUCAGCCUUAAUAGGGUUUUGUCAUUGGAUGUGGAUCUCAAGAAAGUGUCUCAAGAGGAGGAGAUUAGUGGAUACAUUUUCUUUUUUGAGGUCUUGGUUCUCCAAUUCUAACCAAAAGUGAGACCAAAUGUCAUCUCAAUGGAGCUCCCAUUUGGGGAGCCAAAUGCAUCUCGAACUUGCAUGAACCACCAUCUGAUGAGGUCCAUUACCAAGUCAGGCCUAGUGGUGCAUGAGGUGUUAAAUUCUUUGUGGAAGGCACCUUGAUGAAAAGAGUCGUCUUGGUUCGUUGAGGCUUUUGAUUUUCCAACAUUCUGAUCAAUGUGGGAGUAAUCUUAACCAAUUUGCAGGUAGAUCAAGAAAUUGCCAAUAUCAAUCAUUGGGGUUAGAAAUGGGUGCCUGACAUGAGGUUAUGAAUUGAGCUAGCAGGGAACCUUGAAUAGAACCUAAUCAUCGAGGUUAGAAGUGUUGGAACACACGUUGGUGGUGCAUGUGAUUGCUUUAUAUGGUUUUAUAAGGAUACAGGUUUGGGUCCUUUUAUGUCAGUUAUUCCUGUGACAUGGUCCAUCUUCUUGUCCAUAAAAUGCUUUCGUUGAGCUGCUAUAUUUUCUCAUGCUUUUGCCUUAAAUCACUCAUGAGACAAACUUAUUUUCCUAAAUACAGUUGUAUGAUCUAGACAAUUUCUUGUCUCAUCAACCUCGUAUGUUGUGGUUAAAUGGUGCACAACGAUAACUUACCGACAAGGUAGUUUGGUUAGAGAGCAGAACCCAACUUACACUGUCGGAGAUGGACAAACAUAAAACAUCUGUUUCUGCUGGCACUUAGUCUUGCAAGAUAGGUUGAUCACAGGUAGCUAUCAAGUUGGCCAGGAAAUGAGUCUCUUGUUAAGCUAACCAUGGAAUAGUUUGUUUUUCCUGCAUUGCCUAAACUGUUUUGUUGCUUGAAUAUGUGCACUUAGACUGCUGUUCCAAGUUCCAGCACAUGUCUAUAAAUGUAAUCGGGGGUGUGCCGAAAGAGGAGUUAUAUAGAAGUUGGUGAUUUUACAGAAUACCAGUGGUUACAUCGACAAGUACAGCCUGCGAAUGAAACAUGAGGAGGCAUUUGAUAUGUAGUUCACUCGAUGAAGCUUUGUUAUUUACCAAAUUAGCUAAAUAACUACCAAAUUGAGGAUGUGAUCCUAUGAAUCUUUUCAGAAUGCUAGUGAUGCUUCCUUUUGAGAAGCCUAGUGAUUGUAGAUGUGGAAUUAGUUUUGGUGAUCUUUGCGAUGUAUUUAGAACUGUGGUCUAAUGUUGUGAGCAAACAGUUGUCUAAUGUUUGCUGUAUAACUAGAUGGCACGGACAGUGAUAAACGUGGUGCAUCCAGCGAUUGUUGCUUUUGUUUGUUUGAAAGAAUGACUUCUCAUCUAGAUGGAAUGUAUUUGCUUGUGUUUUUAA
This is a messenger RNA of Musa acuminata subsp. malaccensis (wild Malaysian banana), 3219 nucleotides long. Its product is annotated as RNA-binding protein 1. Gene Ontology annotation, molecular function: RNA binding. The record is from RefSeq and is a predicted model, not a curated record. NCBI's taxonomy places the organism in Eukaryota, Viridiplantae, Streptophyta, Magnoliopsida, Zingiberales, Musaceae.